AAAGGCAAAACAAGACAAAUUAUUAUCUUCACUGGUACAUCGUUUCUCUCAUAGCCACUGGGUGCUAUCACCGACUUGUCCUCCCUCCCUUGAUCGAUCCAUGUUGGCUGGAUGAAGAUAGCAAACAAUGCACGUAUAUUUUGUAAUUUUCAAAACACAUGUUUUUGUGGAACUAGCAAGAACCGGCUAACUGAUUUCACCUAAAUAGGGGAUGUGUUUUUGAAGAACGAUUUGAAUGACCUUUGAAAUGGAUGUCGGCCUCAAUUUGAUUGUUUUUUGUUCUAUUGCCGUUUGUUGUAUGCUACCGAAUAUCCGGAAGAUGUUGUUGUUUAGUGGAGCAUACUAGGUGCGAGUUGUUUUGAGUUGUUUUUCGUAUUAUUGGCAAUGUUGUCGAGCGAAUGUCUAGUGCAUCGUCGCGUACCUACUAUGAAUGAGAGUAGCUGUUGUAAAAGUACAACGUUCUUUUCACUCACGUCGAGACUAGGGAGCUUCAUAACAACACGAGCCCAAUCGUGGUUCGAUCUGUUUGAUCAGUUGGUACACCUCAGCACGCUGACGUUCGGAGCUGUUCGAGAGGGUCGCGAUUGCGUUAGCGCCCCCGAAAACUUUAAAAUGCUAAUACUUCAUCGAUCAUACCGUUUAGUGAUCGUAUACGAUCGAAUGUGUAACGACACGCGAAGAAGGCGAACCCAAACUUCAAGAAGAUGAUGCAGAACGGUUGGAAGGCGAGCAUUACGAUACUGCUGGCCCUGGUUGAGAUUGUCGCUGGGCAGUACGGUACGUGUGAUCUGGCGUAUACGUACUCCAGCGGUCAGACGAGCUUUAUCGAAUCACCCAAGUUUUCCAACUACUACACACCGGGCACAAAGUGUCGGUACACCGUAAAUGCACCGGUGGGACACUAUCUGUACGCGCAAUGUUACGACAUGUAUCUGCCGUCGAGUACUGGUUGCUACUAUGACAAGUUGGCCGUUUCGCUGACCGGUGAUGCAAAUCUUGCCGACGCCCAAAUACGCUGUGGAACGACUACAUUCAAUGUGCAGAGCACGUACAAUAAGCUGGUGGUGGCAUUGUUGGGUAGUACUAGCACUGCCGGUGGACGGUUCCGUUGUCAGAUAACGGCAGUCAAGAUCCCUUGUGAUUGUGGACGUCGCAAGACGCCUAGCAUAGUGAAUGGUUUCCCAACGCAAGCGAAUGAGUUCCCGAUGAUGUCGGCAUUGGUGGAUGUACCUACGAAGAACAUAUUUUGUGGAUCUACGAUUGUAACCGAUCGACAUGUGCUUACGGCUGCUCACUGUCUGCUGACGAGAUCGGUCUCCAAUACAACUGUCCUGGUGGGUGAUCAGAAUGUUAAAGUCGGUACCGACACUCCCUAUGCGGCGCUUAUGCUGGUGUCCACUUUCACUCCCCAUCCGAGCUAUAAUCCUACUGCCAAAACAAACGAUAUUGCCCUAGUGCGCACUACCAAUGCAAUUGAUUUCAAUCCUGGCGUAGGUCGGGUUUGUCUGCCGUUCCGCUUUAGCACGAGCACCUUCGAUAACGUUCGACUCAGUGCACUUGGUUGGGGUUCGAUUGAUUUCGGUGCACCACAAUCACCCGAGCUGCUCCAGACAACGCUGGCAGUAGUGACUUCUAGCAGCUGCUCUACCAAACUUUCGCGUACGAUCAUCGAAUCACAGAUGUGUACGUUUGCGGCUGGUAAUGAUACCUGCCAGAACGAUUCUGGCGGUCCACUGUACUAUACCGAUCCUAACAGCCAGCUGGUAUACGAGGUUGGUGUGGUAGGGUUUGGAGUGGCCUGUGCAUCCAGCUUUCCGAGUGUGAACACAAGAGUUACUUCAUACCUGGAUUGGAUUACGAGCACUACCGGGUACACAUUCUGUGAGAAGUAGUUUUACGAUUGGAUGUACUUUAGACGAGGUCAUUAUGUGGAUUUUGGCUUGGAAUUUCUGAGAAAUUCCAGAAUACCAACAAUUCGUAGUUUAAUAAAGACAUGCAAAAUAAAACAAGGACCUAAAGGGAAUUAUAUAUUGAAAAAAGUAGUGAAGUUGUAAAACUUAUGUUGUACAAUUACUUAUGCAUUAACAUACUAUAGCAAAUUAAAAUUAUUACAGACGAGUUGAUUCAGAAGAAUGCGCAGAACAAACAAAAGUAUACAAAACUCUGGAACAGAUUAAAAUUUGUAAUAAAUUUAGAAGACUUUUAGAGCAGAUGACUUGCUUUUGAAGUUGAAACUAGAGUUAAUGUAUUAUCUUGGGCAAUAAACGCCUGACAUUACUAGAGUAGAAACAUCAAUAUGUGAUGAGAUAUAAACCUUGGGACUUAGGAAAAUCUCUAGUAAUUUUGAAUUUCUAGAACCGAGUUCUCCAAACUACGGUA
Anopheles funestus (African malaria mosquito) is the source of this 2379-nucleotide messenger RNA. Its product is annotated as venom serine protease-like. The transcript has 3 exons. Gene Ontology annotation, biological process: proteolysis. Gene Ontology annotation, molecular function: serine-type endopeptidase activity. NCBI's taxonomy places the organism in Eukaryota, Metazoa, Arthropoda, Insecta, Diptera, Culicidae. Bases 705 to 1892 code for a protein of 395 amino acids. The record is from RefSeq and is a predicted model, not a curated record.